UGUUAUUCAAUUGUUUCGCAAGCAAAUGAUUGCAUCACCGCUUUUGACAGAUGACAGUUUGACGCAUAGAUCCAAAAUAUAAAAAUGUCCAAAUUUCAAGUCACCAAGAAAGAGUUUUUGAAAAACGCGUCGGCGUAUCGCAAUUUUAACGAUCAACAACCCUCGGUCAACACGCAAACUGGCGACCAUGAACAAAUUCAAGAAAUCAAUAUAGAUCUACGUAACGAGAAUGACCCAAAAUGGCGGAAGGAAGUGCUCGAAAAAUUACACACAGAAAAAGAUGAUUCGUUUAAAAAUAUUGAUAUAAACAAAAAAUCGUCAUCAGAGACAAGACAGAGUAAUUCUUAUCGGAAACGACGACGAAUUGAUAUGUUAGCAGAACCUAUGAGACGAAUUAGUUCUAAUAAUCUCCCCGAUCCAUUCAGAGUCCGUCCAAGUGCACUAAACCACAUCCCAUCUCAUCGAAUUCAAGAUCUUGCAAUGCCCAGACGAUUACAUGCGCGUCCUCCAACAAAACAAUCUGAUAAUGAAUCAAUAAAUGCAUCCAAAGAUGAAAAUAGCACGGAAAACUGUAAGAAGCAACCAUACGAAAUUUCAGAAAGACUUAAGUCAUUAGCACAGCCACGACGUGAUUUUGGUUAUGAAGCAGUAAUGCGAUUGGUUUCUAAUUGUACUAACCGCCCAAUGGCCACUAUUAUGAAUCCUAAUCAGAGUAAUAGUGAAGUGCGCAUGCAGCGCAUGGCAAGACUUGCCGAAUUGACUAAAAUACCAAAACAUAAAUUGGUUAAAGUUCAGGAGAAGCUGCCUGGCGCGGUGGCUUAUUCAGCGUUAGUGUGUCGUGCUUCCGCUAGAGUUGAAGAAUUAGCUGGGCCGAAGAUACGAAGAACUCCGAGGGAUAAUGAAUAUGCGUUUAAAACUCGACCCGCAGCGCUGAGAUACAAUCCGUCGGCGCGCAUUGAAAAUUUAGCGAUUGCUAAAAUCAGGAGGAAUGAUUCCAAUUUGUAGCUCGUGAUAUUUCGUUGAUAUUUUGAAUGAAAAAAUUUAGAAUUUAAAUCAAGCAUUAUUUAGUAAUAAAUCAUAAUAUAUAUGAUCUUUAGUAUAACCUA
Dalotia coriaria is the source of this 1106-nucleotide messenger RNA. RefSeq lists its product as uncharacterized. Bases 85 to 1005 code for a protein of 306 amino acids. The record is from RefSeq and is a predicted model, not a curated record. The transcript has a single exon. Lineage: Eukaryota; Metazoa; Arthropoda; Insecta; Coleoptera; Staphylinidae.